Asparagus officinalis (garden asparagus) is the source of this 600-nucleotide messenger RNA. RefSeq lists its product as uncharacterized. The record is from RefSeq and is a predicted model, not a curated record. The coding region runs from base 1 to 600 and encodes 199 amino acids. NCBI's taxonomy places the organism in Eukaryota, Viridiplantae, Streptophyta, Magnoliopsida, Asparagales, Asparagaceae. The transcript has a single exon.
AUGCACUGGACAUGGAAGAACUGUCCAACUGCCUGGCAAGGUAUGUAUACUGGACAUUUUUAUGAACCUACAAUUAUUUUGGAGGCCGUAGCUAGCAAAGAUCUUUGGAUAUGGCAUGCCUUCUUUGGACUGCCGGGGUCUCACAAUGACCUUAAUGUUCUACAUCGUUCACCGGUUUUCGCACAACUUGCGGAGGGAAGAGCUUCACCGUGCAACUAUACUGUCAAUGGCCACGAGUAUAAUAUGGGAGACUAUCUCACCGACGGGAUUUACCCAGAGUGGUCCACAUUAGUGAAGACUAUUCCAGCACCUCGAGAAAACAAGCAUAAGUACUUUGCUCAACAACAAGAAAGCACAAGAAAAGAUGUUGAGCGAGCUUUUGGCGUGUUGCAAGCUCGAUUUGCGAUUGUUCGUGGACCAGGACGUUUCUGGCAACCUUGUGUGCUGAAAGAUAUCAUGACAGCUUGUAUCAUAAUGCAUAACAUGAUCGUUGAAGAUGAACGUGAUUGCCAAUUGGACAACAACUUUGACUUUACUGAUUCGGUACCAGUCAUUGAACCUUCUCAUGUGCAGACGGUGCCUCUAACUGAGUUCAUCUAA